AUGCCGUCUUCUAUUAGGUCAAGUUCCCCCUCGAUAGAAGAACAGGAAAACCACGGGCCGAAUGACUCGAGUCUUUCGCCGACGCCUUCCUUCUUGAACGACACGUCUGGCGUCCAUUCUCCAGGCGUCCACAUUCCAGAAUCGCGUGAUGCAUUUUUUGGAUAUAGUGAUGAAAAGACACUGCGCCAUAUCGAAGAAAAGGUUCUGGCCCACCGAAGGCCGUCGCAGUCCCACAGUGAGGCCGGGCGGCCCGUCAAUCUCUAUCCCAGCUCGCCGAUUAUUGGGCCCGAUUCUCACUCAGAGGUGGCCUCCUCCGUCGCGAACAAUGUCACGAUGUCUCUGCUGCCUCCCACAUUGGAAGCUGAACGCAAUAUGGGGUCCGAGUUUCAACAUCUGUUUGAGCUGUUCCGCAAAUGCCUUGAGCUGCGGGACAAAUACAUGGCCAUCUCGCUUCAGCGCCUUGGAGACAAUCCCCGGGACUAUGAUGGUACUUUCACGGGCCUUGAGGAUAGCAUGGCGGAUGUGUCGGGCAUUCGUCCCGAUGCUGACCUUCUUCAAUCUCAUCAGGCGCCCGGAACCGAACAGCUCAAGCCUUGGCGUAUUUAUCCGAAGCCUCCGCCUCCUCAUUGGCACUGGACGGCUAAGCAGAAGGCCGUGUCAAGCACCGUAAUCCCAAAUGCGGAUGAUCAUAACGAAGAGUUCAACCUUGCUGCUUGUGAUAUCCCGGGCUCUCAUCAGUGGAACUUCGAACUCGACAGUAAGGGGGUCUUUCAAGUAUACCACAACAUCGAAGUUGAGGACAAAAAACCCAUCUUCAAUAUCCCUGGAAUACGAGAGUAUUUUGUAGAUCUUGAGUUUGUGCUGGGUGUAAUCUCUGAUGGACCUGCAAAAAGCUUUGCUUUUCGUCGUCUCCAGUACCUGUUGGGAAAGUUCACCAUGCAUAGCUUGUUGAACGAGUUUCAUGAGUUGACGGAGAUGAAGCAAGUCCCUCAUCGCGACUUUUACAAUGUUCGGAAGGUGGAUACUCACGUGCACCACUCCAGCAGCAUGAAUCAAAAGCAUUUGCUUCGAUUCAUCAAAUCCAAAAUGAAACGUAGUCCAGACGAUGUCGUCAUUUUCCGUGACGGCGCGGAGCUCACUUUGGCCCAGGUGUUUGAAUCGCUGAAGCUGACCGCGUACGACCUGUCGAUAGACACCCUAGACAUGCACGCGCAUCAGGAUUCCUUCCAUCGGUUUGACAAAUUCAAUCUCAAGUAUAAUCCCAUUGGAGAGUCGCGCCUGCGAGAGAUUUUCUUGAAGACUGAUAAUUACAUCCAAGGCAGAUAUUUGGCUGAGUUGACAAAAGAGGUCAUGACGGACCUUGAGCAGAGUAAAUAUCAGAAUUGCGAAUGGCGCAUCAGUAUCUAUGGCAGAAAUGAAGAUGAAUGGGAUAAACUGGCCCGAUGGAUCGUCAAUCAUAAGCUUUACUCCCACAAUGUUCGCUGGCUUGUGCAGAUACCUCGCCUCUAUGACGUAUACAAGCACAACGGCUCCAUCCAGACGUUUGAAGAUAUCGUUCGGAAUGUUUUCAAGCCCCUUUUCGAGGUCACCAAAGAUCCCUCAACGCAUCCCGAGCUUCAUGUACUCUUACAGCGAGUCAUUGGAUUUGACACUGUCGAUGAUGAAUCGAAGACGGAGAGGCGUUAUCACAAAAAGUUCCCAUACCCAAAGCUGUGGAAUUUCGAUCAGUCACCACCAUAUUCUUAUUGGGUUUAUUAUAUGUAUGCCAAUAUGUCAAGUCUCAACCAUUGGAGACGUGCUCGUGGUUUCAGCACAUUCGUUUUCCGUCCACACUCCGGCGAGGCGGGCGAUACCGACCACCUGACAUCUGCAUUCCUUACUUCGCACUCCAUCUCCCACGGCAUCUUGCUUCGUAAGGUCCCUGCUCUUCAGUAUCUUUUUUAUUUAAAGCAGAUUGGUAUCGCGAUGAGUCCUCUGAGCAACAACGCUCUCUUCUUGACCUAUGAGAGGAACCCAUUGCCGGAGUUUUUCAAAACUGGGUUGAAUGUCAGCUUGAGUACGGACGAUCCGUUGCAAUUCCACUUCACAAAGGAACCGCUCCUUGAAGAAUAUAGUGUGGCGGCUCAUAUCCUGAAAUUACCGCAAAGCUCGCUCUGUGAGCUGGCACGCAACUCGGUUAUCCAGAGUGGCUUCGAAAUGGAAAUGAAGCGUCACUGGCUGGGACAGCAAUGGUACCUCCCGGGUGCUGCAGGGAACGAAAUAAACAAGGCACGUGAAUCUACUAAUGUGCCGAACGGACGGCUGCAGUUCAGACACGAGACUUUGAUGGAAGAGCUUGCAUUGAUAGGUGCCUUGAAGGCAAAGAAGUAAAAUUUAUGGACUUGAUCUCGUGUCUUAUAUUUCAACAGCUGUAUACCCCAUCGCUUACGACCACCAUUGCUGUAGCAGAAAUCAGUGUGCUAAAAAAUUAUGACCUACCUUGACGCAC
This is a messenger RNA of Heterobasidion irregulare TC 32-1, 2488 nucleotides long. RefSeq lists its product as uncharacterized. NCBI's taxonomy places the organism in Eukaryota, Fungi, Basidiomycota, Agaricomycetes, Russulales, Bondarzewiaceae. Gene Ontology annotation, molecular function: AMP deaminase activity. The transcript is spliced from 15 exons. Gene Ontology annotation, biological process: IMP salvage; AMP metabolic process. Gene Ontology annotation, cellular component: cytosol. The record is from RefSeq and is a predicted model, not a curated record. Bases 1 to 2370 code for a protein of 789 amino acids.